Messenger RNA from Acanthosepion pharaonis, 1800 nucleotides. The record is from the annotation of a GenBank genome assembly. NCBI's taxonomy places the organism in Eukaryota, Metazoa, Mollusca, Cephalopoda, Sepiida, Sepiidae.
AUGGAGAACACAAACAGUACGUUUUCAAACUUUGUUCAUUUUCACUGGGGAGACAGUCUGACCCUUGGGCUCUACUUUCUUGUUGUGGUUUGCGUUGGAAUAUGGGCCAUAGUAAGAAGUCGGAAGAACAGUGCUCAGGAUUAUUUUUUGGCGAGUCGGAGUAUGACAUUUUUUCCGAUUGGCGCGUCAAUAUUUGCAAGCAACAUCGGAGCACCAUUGUUUGUCGGUCUUUCAGGUUCAGCUGCAGCUUCUGGCAUUGGAGGAAUGAUUUUUGAAUGGCAUGCGAUUCCAUUCAUUUUAACCCUUGGCUGGAUAUUUAUCCCUGUUUUUGUUGCUUGUGGGGUGUACACGAUUCCAGAAUAUAUGGAAAAACGAUAUGGUGGCAAACGACUUCGUCUCUACCUUUCUGUUCUAUCCAUUCUGUUGUAUAUCAUCACCAAGAUAUCGGUGGAGAUGUUCGCCGGUGCCUUGUUCAUCAAAAUGUUGUUUGGAUGGAAUAUGUACGCUUCAUGUAUUCUCAUCUUGGCAUUUUCAGCUUUCUUUACGAUGGUUGGUGGACUGACAGUUGUUCUGAUCACCGAUGCUCUCCAGACAGUCGUGUUUAUUGCCGGGGCUUUUGUUUUAAUGGCCAUAAGUCUGUACAAGGUCGGGGGCUACGAAGCCCUGAAAACCAAAUAUAUGGAUGCUGUGCCGAGCACUGUCUUGCUUUCUAAUAAAACUGAUGAUUGUGGUUACCCUAGAUCCGAUUCUUUCAGUUUACUCAGAGAUCCUGUCAAUUCUGAUUAUCCAUGGCCAGGGACGCUCAUCUUCAAUAUUCCAAGUGAUAUUUGGUUUUGGUGCACGGAUCAGAUUAUGGUGCAGCGGUCCUUGUCGGCUAAAAAUCUUUCCCACGCUAAAGGAGGGUCGAUUGUUGCUGGAUAUUUGAAGAUUUUACCAUUUUUUAUGUUUGUUUUGCCUGGAAUGGCAGCUCGUAUUUUGUUCCCAGAUGAAGUCGCUUGUAUUGAGCCUAAAAUAUGCCAAAGUGUUUGCGGUAAUCCUUCUGGAUGUUCUAACAUUGCUUAUCCGCUUUUAGUGAUGCGAAUCCUGGUGCCUGGUCUUCGGGGUAUUAUGCUUGCUGCAAUGCUAGCAGCAGUGAUGAGUACCAUGACAUCUGUUUUUAACAGCGCCAGUAGCAUCUUCACAAUGGAUCUUUGGACACGAUUCAGGAAGAACGCUUCCAGUUUGGAACUGCUUAUUGUUGGGCGAAUAAUCAUCUUGGUUUUGGCAGCAUGUGCCAUUAUUUGGAUUCCUAUUAUGCAGUCUGGCCAAGCUAGUGAGCUGUGGCAAUAUUGGCAGGCACUCAUGUCAGCUGUGGGGCCACCGUGGGGACUUGUCUUCUUGAUGGGAUUUUUUUGGAAGAGAACAACAGAACCUGCUGCAUUUUGGGGAAUGCUGGCAGGACAGUUACUGGGUUUUGCACGCUUAGUAAUGACCUUUGCCUACAAAACACCAGUGUGUGGCUCACAGGAUGAGCGGCCAAUGUUCCUGAGAAUCCAUUUCUUAUAUAUUGCUGCAAUGGAAACAGCUGUUUCUGCAUUUGUAAUGGUGACACUUUCAUUUCUGACCAAACCAAGAACUGAAGAAGAGUUAUGCCGAGUAACCUGGUGGACACGAGAGCAAAAAAAGGAAUCAAAUGAUCCAGCACAAAUGAACAUUGAAAAUAUUUGUUUUGAAGAUAAUUCAAGUUGGUAUCUUAUCACUACAACUGUCUUACGGCCAUUUUCUUCAUAUGAAUCCUUUCAGUUACAGAAAGCUAAUUGA